Molecule: messenger RNA, 195 nt
Organism: Parastagonospora nodorum SN15
Lineage: Eukaryota; Fungi; Ascomycota; Dothideomycetes; Pleosporales; Phaeosphaeriaceae
Exons: 3
Coding region: 1-195 (64 amino acids)
Source: RefSeq, a predicted model, not a curated record
AUGCCCUUCAACCGUCAUCGACCGCAAAUAUCGCGUUCUGACCCUACAAAUUCAGAAAAAUACUCGCUCACCCUAUCCAAACAUAGCUCUCUCAAAAGGCAGCUACUGAGCUCUAAAUCUGGAACGAAUGAGGUCCUCCAACUAGACGCAUUGCGGCAUAGUCUACAGUCGCAGAGCCACAACCCUCACCGGUAA